ACAGUCUAACAUGCUUCAUUUCACCAUCACUCACUAAACCCUUCAAAACCCUAAUUAACAAAUUCUCUGAAGAAUAUUUUUUAUUUUUUAUUUUUUUGCUUUGAUUUGAGAGGUUUUGAAAAUGAAAAACUUGAAGCUAUAUUCAGAAAUAUCACUGAACAUUGAAUUACAAUCAGACCAAGAAGAAGUUAUUCUCUUCGCUGCCAUUGAUAUCGAAAGAAACCGCUUGUUCUUUGCUUCUUCUGCUAAUUUUAUAUACUCCGUUCAGAUUUCUUCUUUCCAUAGUGAAAAUGUUUGGAGAAAGACAUCACUGCAAGCUGGAGUGCAUCCUAUUGAUUUGGAAAAUGGGGAUUUUAUUACUUCCUUUGAUUAUCUUAUGGAGAAGGAGGCACUGAUUAUAGGAACUAGUAAUGGAGCUCUGCUGCUUUAUAAUGUGGAUGAUAAUGCUUUGGAGGUUGUCGGUCAAGUAGAUGGCGGUGUUAAGUGCAUUGCGCCUAGUCCUGAUGGUGACUUGCUUGGAAUUGUUACUGGUUUGGGACAGAUGCUGGUGAUGACACAUGACUGGGAUUUGUUGUAUGAAAAUGCGUUGGAUGAUCAGCCUGAUGGUGUUGACGUAAGUGAACCAACUAAUUCUUCCACAAAUAGGAGUUCCAUAUCAUGGAGAGGUGAUGGGAAAUACUUAGCAACACUGAGUGAUGUCUCCAACUCUUCUUCCUUGAAUAAGAGACUGCAGGUCUGGGAACGCGAUUCAGGUGCAUUGCAUGCUGCUUCAGAUUCAAAGUCGUUCAUGGGAGCAGUUUUAGACUGGAUGCCUAGUGGAGCAAAAAUCGCAGCUGUAUGGGACAAAAGAGCUGAACAUAAAUGUCCUGAUAUAGUUUUUCAUGAGAGAAAUGGAUUAUUUAGAAGCUCCUUUAGCAUCAAUGAACCAGUUGGUGCAACAGUAGAAUUACUUAAGUGGAAUUGUAGUUCAGAUCUUCUUGCAUCUGUUUUUAGAUGUGAGAAAUACGAUUCUGUUAAAGUUUGGGUUUUCAGCAACAAUCAUUGGUAUUUAAAACAUGAAACUAGAUACCCAAGGAAGGAUGGGGUGAGGCUUAUGUGGGAUCCAACAAAGCCUCUGGAGCUGAUAUGUUGGAAUCUUGAGGGCCAGAUUACAGUUUACAGAUUCAUAUGGAUCAGUGCUGUCAUGGAGAACUCAACUGCAUUGGUCAUAGAUGACUCUAAGAUACUUGUAACUCCUCUCGCGUUGUCCCUUAUGCCACCUCCUCUGCAUUUGUUCAGCCUUAACUUUUCAAGUCCUGUUCGGGACAUGGCUUUCUAUUUCAAGAAUGCGAAAAACCUUAUUGCUGCAUUUUUGUCAGAUGGCCAUUUCUGUGUUGUAGAACUUCCUGAAUCUGAUACAUGGGAGGAACUUGAAGGCAAAGAUAUAAGUGUUGAAACUUGCAUUUCUGAGACCGAAUUAGGAACCCUUGCACACCUUACAUGGUUGGAUUCACAUGUACUUCUUGCUGUUUCUCACUAUGGUUUCUCUCAUAGUAGUUCCAUCUCUCAUAGCUCAUUGGAUGAGCAAGGACGUCAUGGUUUUUAUUUGCAGGAAAUUGAAAUUGCAUGCUCUGAGAAUCAUGUUCCAGGUAUUAUCACGAGUUCAGGUUGGCAUGCAAAGGUUUCCCAUUGUAAUUCUCUGGAAAGACUUGUAAGUGGCAUCGCUCCCAAUCCUGUGAAGAGCUCAGCUUUUAUUCAGUUUGGUGGCGGAAAAAACUUUGAGUAUGCAUCAGCAUUAGAGUUUUCCAUUACUGGAGGAGCUAGAGAACAUGUCGGUAUGAGUUUUUCAGCAACUUGCCCUUGGAUGAGUGCAGUUAACAAUGGCUCACCAAAUCCUUUGCUUUUUGGACUUGAUGACAUUGGUAGGCUCCAUUUUGGUGGAAAAGUAAUAUGCAACAACUGUAGUAGCUUCUCAUUCUACUCUAAUCUAGGGGAUCAAGUUAUCACACAUUUAAUUCUUGCAACCAAACAAGAUUUUCUCGUAAUUGUUGAUAUUAAUGAUAUAUUACAUGGAGAAAUAGAGUCAAAAUAUGAGAAUUUUGUUCAUGCUGGAAACAGAAGAAAAAAAGAUGAAAAUAUGAACUUCAUACAAAUAUGGGAAAGAGGUGCCAGAAUCAUUGGUGUUCUGCAUGGUGAUGCUGCCGCUGUCAUAGUUCAAACUACUCGUGGGAAUCUAGAAUGUGUUUAUCCCAGAAAAUUGGUUCUGUCAUCAAUAGUCAAUGCUUUGAAUCAAGGCCGGUUUAGGGAUGCAAUACUCAUGGUUAGGAGGCAGAGAAUAGAUUUCAAUAUUAUUCUUGAUCAUUGUGGUUGGCAAGCAUUUCUUCACUCAGCUUCAGAAUUUGUCAAACAGGUUGACAAUUUGAGCUACAUAACUGAGUUUGUCUGUGCUGUAAAGAAUGAGAACAUCAUGGAGACGCUAUAUAAAAAUUACAUCUCCUUGCCUAGCAAAAAUGCGGAUGAAGUCAUUCAAAGCCAAGAUUUAAAAGGUUUAAAUGCUAAUAAUAAGGUUUCUGCUGUCCUGCUUGCCAUAAGGAAGGCUCUUGAGGAACUGGUCACAGAGAGUCCUGCCAGGGAGCUCUGCAUUUUAACCACUCUAGCUCGUAGUGAUCCUCCUGCUCUUGAGGAGGCCUUAGAGAGGAUAAAAGUUAUCCGUGAGCUUGAAUUACAAAGUUCUAAUGACCCUAGGAGAACUUCUUUCCCUUCUGCAGAAGAAGCCCUGAAGCAUUUGUUGUGGUUAUCUGAUCCAGAGGCUGUAUUUGAAGCCGCCUUAGGACUUUAUGAUUUGCACCUUGCAGCCAUUGUGGCACUCAACUCUCAACGAGAUCCAAAAGAGUUUCUUCCUUAUCUACAAGAACUAGAACGCAUGCCAAGUCUCAUAAUGCGCUACACUAUUGACCUUAAGCUGCAGAGGCUUGAGAAAGCUCUUAAACAUAUUGUUUCAGCUGGCGAUGCUCAUUAUUCAGAGUGUAUGGAUCUUUUGAAGAAAUAUCCUCAACUCUUUCCUCAGGCACUUCAACUAAUAAUUGAUCCUGUCAAGAGAACGGAGAUUCUUGAGGCCUGGGGUGAUGAUCUUAUUGAUAAGAAAUGCUUUGAGGAUGCUGCUACUACUUACAUCUGUUGUUCCAGUUUGGAAAAUGCGUUGAAGGCAUAUCGUGCUUGUGGGAAUUGGAGUGGGUUGCUUACAGUUGCAGGCCUUCUUAAACUGGAUAAAGCUUCUGUAUUGCAACUUGCCCAUGAAGUUCGUGAAGAACUACAAGCACUAGGCAAACCAGGGGAAGCUGCAAAAAUUGCUCUCGAGUACUGUGGAGAUGUUAAUGGUGGCAUUGUUCUGUUAAUCAGUGCCAGAGACUGGGAGGAAGCUUUACGAGUUGCUUUUAUGCACAUGAGAGAAGAUUUAGUCUUAAUUGUGAAGAAUGCAUCGGUUGAAGGUGCAAAUGCUCUAAUUAGUGAAUACGAGGAAGGCCUAGAAAAAGUUGGUAAGUACUUGACCCGUUACUUAGCUGUUCGACAGAGAAGGUUACUGCUUGCGGCAAAGCUUCAAUCAGAGGAUCGGUCAGUAAAUGAUCUAGAUUAUGAUACUGUCUCAGAAGCUAGUAGUAACUUUAGUGGUAUGAGUGCUUACACCACAGGGACACGGAAGAGCUCUGCUGCUUCUGUGAGCUCUAGUAUGACCAGCAAGGGAAGAAAUGCAAGGCGUCAGAGAAAUAAAGGGAAAAUUCGCCCUGGCAGUCCUGGUGAGGAAUUAGCUCUAGUCGACCAUUUGAAAGGAAUGUCUCUAACAGAUGGUGCAAAGCGUGAGCUUCGAUCUUUAUUAAUUGCCCUCAUCAUGCUUGGUCAAGAGGACACUGCAAGAAAGCUACAACGAGUUGCAGAGAAUUUUCAGUUGUCACAAAUGGCUGCAGUUAAACUAGCUGAAGAUGCAAUAUCUACCGAUAACAUCAACGAGCAGGCACUUAAUCUGGAGCAUUAUAUGCAGAAAGCAAGAGCUGAUCCACAAAGUUUAGAGGCGUUUUCUUGGCGGUCUAAAGUGUUCAUUUCUCCUUCAACAGCAAAGUGAAGUUUUAUGUGUUGUUACGGUAAUAUACUUGCCAUGGAAUCAUUGGUCACCAACAAAAAGUGCAAGAGGCUUUUCUUUACGUAGAAAGUGUAGCUGUAGUGCGAAACUCGGGAAUAUAUAAAGAAUACACCAAUCCUGUAGAUCCCGACCGGUAUGAGAAUGAUGCAUAAUUUUUUUUUUCCAUUACGUUCUCAUUACUUGUUGGCUUUUGUUUCACUGAAGCAUUGCAAAUAUUUUAAUUAUGCAAUAGUCAUAUCUGAGCCAUUUUCAUUUUAUCAAAAACAUUUUACCCA
Messenger RNA from Mercurialis annua (annual mercury), 4389 nucleotides. Its product is annotated as elongator complex protein 1. The record is from RefSeq and is a predicted model, not a curated record. Gene Ontology annotation, molecular function: protein binding; tRNA binding. Gene Ontology annotation, cellular component: elongator holoenzyme complex; cytosol. The transcript has 6 exons. Bases 122 to 4096 code for a protein of 1324 amino acids. Lineage: Eukaryota; Viridiplantae; Streptophyta; Magnoliopsida; Malpighiales; Euphorbiaceae. Gene Ontology annotation, biological process: tRNA wobble base 5-methoxycarbonylmethyl-2-thiouridinylation.